AUGCCAUUUUUCAGUAUUUUCAGGUGUAUAGGCACCUCUCCCUCUCUUGCCUCUUCCCUGCGCUGCAGCAGCAGCAGGAGCAGCAGCCGCCACUUGAGAGCAGCAGCAGCAACAGCAACAGCAGCAAGGGGGCAAAACCUCCUUUGCAGCUCUGCCUCGAGCAUACACGGACCUACCCUUCCCUGCAGCAGCAGCAGCAACAAGAACAACAGCAGCAGCAGCAGCUCUUAUUCUUCGUGCAGCAGUAGCAGCAGCAGAGCGCAUUUUAGUAGUUAUAGCCAAGACAUUACUGACUCCGCAUGCAGCCAUAAAAACAGCAACACAGCAGCAGCAGCAACAGCCCCUGCUGCUGCUGCUGCUGCUGCUGCACCAGCAGCACGGGCAUAUCCAUUCAUAGGCUUUAGAAGAGAUCCUGCAUGCUUUUUGCAGCAGGAGGGGCUGCUGCAGCAGCUGCUGCCACAAGCAGCAGCAGCAGCAGCAAGAGCAGUAGCAGCAGGCUCUGAAGCAAGACACGGAGUUGCAGCCACUGCAGCAAGAGCUGCUGCUGCUGCGGCAGCAGCAGCAGGCUUUGCUGCUGAUGAAGAGCAGCAGAUUGCUGCUGCACUAGGUAGCGCUGUGGGGAACUUCAAGGCAUUUGCUGCUGCUGCUGCUGCUGCAACAGCAGCAGCAGAACUAGCCCUGCAGCAUAUUGUCAUAGACACUCCUGAUUCUGUCUCCCUGCAGCAGCAGCAGCAGCAGCAGCAGCAGCCACAGCAGCAAGGAGAUAGAUAUUAUUGGGAGACACGAGCACUGCAUGCGUUGCAGCGCCAGCAGCAGUUGCAGCAGGUGCCUGUACACCCGAAGCUGACAGCAGCAGCAGUAGCAGCAGCAGCAAGAACAGCAGCAGCAGCAGCAAGUAUCCCUAUUGAGGUAUUAGGCUCAUUUGCUUACUACUGCAGGCCUUCGCCCCUCGUUCCUCAAUGCCUCGUGCUGUGCCGCAGGCCGCUGCAGCAGCGGCAGCAGCAACAGCAGCAGCAGCAGCAGCAGCAAGUAGAGUCGCUGCUGGAUCUGCUGCAGCAGCAACGCGAGGGUGCAACAGGGCCGCUGCAGCAGCACGAAGGUGCUGCUUUGCUGCUGGAGGAAGAAGAGCAAAUCCUUGACCUAGGAGCCUUCAUGCUCAACAGACAGCAACAGCAACAGCAGCAGCAGCAGCAGCAGCAGCAACAGCAGCAACAGGCAGCUCUCCCUGUGCUGCGCAGCAUAAGAGUCUAUAGAGACACCCCACACAUAGUUGCUGCUGCUGUUGACCCUGAGGGGACAGACAGACCAUUGGCGCUGCUGCGUAUUAGCAGCAAAUACUGUAACUCUUGCUGCAGCAGCAGCAACAGCAACAGCAGCAGCAGCAGCAGCAGCAGCAGCAGCAAGACACAGCUAGUCUCUCCUUGGGAGUGGCUGCCUGCUGCUGAAGAAUUACAAAAUGUUUCGACCUUUGAAUUUGCUUCAGAACCAACUGCAGCAGCAGCAGCAGCAACAGCAGAAGCAGCAGCAGCAGCAGAAACAGCUGCUGCAGCAGCAGCAGCAGCAGAUACCCGCUACUCUGCUGCAGCAAAGCCAUUUGUACUGUUUGCUGCUGGUGUUGACAGCAAAACACUUCGCGCCAACACAAUCCUCCGCCUACAAUUCAAACCUGCUGCUGCUGCUGUUGCUGCUGCUGCACCUUCGUCAGCAGCAGCAGCAACUGCAACAACAACACCACCAGCAGCAGCAACAGCAGCAGCAACAGCAACAGCAGCAGCAGCAGCACGAACUCUUGAUGUUGUUACUUCCUUAGGGAAGACAAUGCAGCUGCAGUGGCGAUUCCCCUUUGUGCUGCAUGCACAGCAGCAACUGGUGCCUCCUGAGAAUAGGAGGGGUGCUGCAGCAGAACCAACACUGCAUUAUGAAGUUGCUGGCAGCAAAGACACGCAAUUAAUUUUCCUUACUGCAACAAACAGGAGCUGUACAUACACCUGGGCAAUUGGAAGGGACAACCCUUACGAUACUCCGCAACUUCUUUAUAAGGGCGUCACGCACUUCUUUGAAUCUUUGUCUCCCUUUGUGUACUUUUUUAUAUGUAAUCCCUCGGGAGGGUUUAGCUGCUACUUGCUGCAGCAGCAAACAUUUACCCGUGCUCUCUCUGCAGCAGCAGCAGCAGCAGCAGUAGAGGCUGAACAGCAGCAGCAGCAGCAGCAGCAGCAGGUGGUGCACGAGGGGCUGUCUGUAAACCCGAAGGCAUGCGCCGAGCAGCAGCUGCAGCAGCGGCAGUUGCAGCAGCGUCAGCAGCAGCCUAAGCAGCUGCUGCCGUCUCUGCCUCCUCCACAGGAGCAGCAGCAACAACAGCAGCAGCAGCUGCUGCCGUUGCUGCUGCUGCACAAGACACAAGAGUUGCGUCUACGUGAUGUAGAUAUAACAACGCAUGCUGUUGCGGUGUAUGCGCAGCGAGCUGCAGCAAGAAACGUCCUACUCGUAAUCAGGCCGCCUACAGCAGCAGCAACAGCAGCACGAAUAGAAGCAGCAGCAGCAGCAGCAGCAGCAGCAGCAGUCGAGGAAACAGGAGUUACGGGGUCUUCGGAGGUGCAGCAGCAGCAGCAGCAGCAGCGGCAGCAGCAGCAGCAGCACGAUCCCCUCAUUUCAGAAGCUGCUAUUGCAGCAGCGGAUAGGGCUGCUGAAGCAGCAGCAGGAGGAGAACGAACAGCAGCAGCAGCAGGAACAGCAGCAACAGCAACAGCAGCAGCAGCAGCAGCAGCAGCAGGAUCUGCUGUUGAAGUACCAUUACCCUUGGGGGGUGUGGGGCGUCUUGCUGCAGCAGCAAAUACAAAUGCUUCUGCUGCUGCAGUGCGUCUGCUGCUGCAGACCCCACUGCAUCCUGCGGUGUCCGUACACCUGGAUCUUUUGUCUCUCCGUGUGUCGCUGCAGCAGCAGCAGCAGGUUGCGCUGCUGCAGCCGGAGCUGCUGCAGUGUCUUGCUGCUGCAUGCUGCACUGAGCAGCAACAACUGCAGCAGAGCAGCAAAACAAAUCCUUAUGCCUACAUCAGCUGUCUCUGGCGGCAGCUGCUUGGGCCCCACAACCAGCAGCAGCAGCAGCUGCAGCAGCAGCUGCAUCAGCUUCUGCAGCAGCAGCAGCAACUGCAACAGCAGCAGCAGCAGCAGUGGGCAGCAGCGGGAUUUGCUGCUAUGUUUGCUGUAGAUAUAUUAUUAGUACCAGCAGCAGACACGCAGCUGCUGCUGCCUAUUACCCUUAUACUCCCUAAACAAUUAAAGGGUUACUGCCAGCAGCAGCAGCUGCUGCUGCAGCAACUGCAGCAGCAGCAACAGCAGCAAGAACUGUUGCCGGGACAAACAGCAGCUUUCCCUUCGUUCUCCGAUCCUCCGUCGUACAGCAGCAGCAGCAACAACAGCAGCAAACACUACACGGAUAUUUGUAGCGAUGAGGGCAGCAGCAGCAGCAACAGCAGCAACAGCAGCAGCAGCAGCACAGUGUUAUCCCUUCCUAGUAGUUCGCCGUUGCUGCUGCAGUCUCCUUGGUCAUUGGGUGCAGCAGCAGCAGGAGGUUACCGUUUGCUGCUGCAUGCAUACGGUGCUUAUAAGGAGCCUCUUGCUGCUACCUUUGAUGCUGCUGCUGCGCUGCUGCUGCAGCAAGGAUGGAUCUUAGGGUAUAUACACUGUAGGGGGGGAGGAGAGGUGUGGGGAGAGGCAGCAGCAGCAGGAAGAGGAGAGAGGAAGCAGCAAACAGCAGCAGAUGUUGCUGCUGCUGUUGCUGCAUUGCAUGCAAUUGGAUUAAGCAGCCCCAGCAACACUGCUGUUGCUGCUGCAUCUGCAGGUGCUGUUGCUGCUGCUCCCUUGCUGCUGCGCAGCAGCAAACCUGCUGCAGACCGUCUGUCUUACAACUGGAUUACAUCGCUCGACCUGCAGCUGCAGCAGCAACAGCAGCAGCAACAUCAACAACAGCAACAACAAGAGCAGCAGCAACUGCAGCAGCAGCAGCAGCAGCAGCAGCAGCAGGAGCAGCCUUGGAUUAGAUGCUUGCUGCUAGAUCGUCCCUUUGUUGAUGUCUUUGCUGCUAUGGAGGAUUUAACGAUGCCAUUAACACAACUAGAAACAGAUGAAUGGGGCUGCAUGCACAGCAGCAGCAGCAGCAGCAACAACCACAAUAGCAGCAGCAGCAGCAGCAGGGGAGUACCAGCAGCAGCAGCAGAAUGUCCACAGAACGAAGCAGACCCGUGGGGUGUAUGGGCAGCUCUAGCAGAGGAAGAGUCUGCUGCUGCUUGCUGCAACAUUACAACCUAUUCCUGCUACGAGCAGCUGCUGCAGCUGCUGCAGCUGCAGCAGCAGCAGCAACAGCAGCAGCAGCAGCAGCAGCAGCAGCAGCAGCAAGGAGCAUUGCUGCCUCAUCCUCUUCCUUCUGUUCUUAUAACAACAACUCUUAGCGAUACAAGAACACCCCCAUGGCAUGCAGCAAAACUAGCAACGCUGCUGCUGCGCCUGCAGCAGCAGCAACAGCAGCAGCAGCAGCAGCAGCAGGGUGUAUAUUUGCGGUGUCUAAUGAGCGGAUCUGGACAUUAUGGCGAAUUAGAGGAGCAGCAGCAAACUCGUGCAGCAGCAGAACUUGUUUGUUUGCUGCUGCGUCUCUUUCCUUAUAAACCCUAA
Molecule: messenger RNA, 4665 nt
Organism: Eimeria maxima
Lineage: Eukaryota; Apicomplexa; Conoidasida; Eucoccidiorida; Eimeriidae
Exons: 4
Coding region: 1-4665 (1554 amino acids)
Biological process (GO): proteolysis
Molecular function (GO): serine-type peptidase activity
Source: RefSeq, a predicted model, not a curated record